Debaryomyces fabryi is the source of this 1557-nucleotide messenger RNA. RefSeq names its product putative divalent metal ion transporter (gene SMF3). The coding region runs from base 1 to 1557 and encodes 518 amino acids. Gene Ontology annotation, biological process: intracellular manganese ion homeostasis; iron ion transport. NCBI's taxonomy places the organism in Eukaryota, Fungi, Ascomycota, Pichiomycetes, Serinales, Debaryomycetaceae. The transcript has a single exon. Gene Ontology annotation, molecular function: cadmium ion transmembrane transporter activity; manganese ion transmembrane transporter activity. Gene Ontology annotation, cellular component: plasma membrane. The record is from RefSeq and is a predicted model, not a curated record.
AUGACUGGCAAUGAUAUAUUCCGAUCAAAAAUUUAUAGAGUCAGCCAGGUGAUAAAGAAAUAUGCAUCGUUUAUUGGGCCAGGAAUUAUGGUCUCUGUUGCAUACAUGGACCCAGGGAAUUAUUCGACAGCGGUUUCAUCAGGAGCAAUGUACCAAUAUAAGUUGUUGUUCAUAGUAUUUAUGUCAAACUUGUUUGCGGUGGUUUUGCAAUGUUUGUGUGUGAAAUUGGGAACGGUGACGGGUCUUGAUCUUGCAGAAAUGUGUCGUAUGAACUUGCCAUAUACUGUGAAUUUGUCAUUAUACGCGUGUGCAGAGUUAGCUAUCAUCGCUACCGAUUUAGCAGAGGUCGUAGGAACAGCGAUUGCGUUAGAAAUUUUGUUCAAUAUUCCAUUGGUAUAUGGGGUUCUUAUUACUAUAAUUGACGUGUUGAUUGUGUUGAUGGCAUAUCAUAAAGAUGGUACCAUGAGACAAACCCGUGUUUUCGAAAUUAUGGUGACUAUUUUGGUUUUAGCCACCUGCUUGUGUUUUAUUUUAGAAUUAUUUAAGUGUGAUUUCGACGAUGGUGCCGUCAGCUCUAUAUUCAAAGGAUUUUUGCCCAUAAAUAGGGAAAUUUUCAAAGAACUGAAUGCCCUUUUCUUGAGUUGUGGAAUAGUCGGAAGCACUGUGAUGCCACAUUCAUUAUUUUUGGGCUCUGCAUUGGUGCAAUCAAGACUCAAGGAAUACGAUAUUAAAAAUGGAAUCCAUAUUGAGCAAGAUGAGGAAGAUGAAGAAUUGAUAGAGGAACAACCAGUGCUUCCUGCUACUACAAACAAAUUUAGAAGCAUAUCGGAUGGUAGUAGCUUGGCUGGGAAAUAUAGACCAUCAUACCGUGCUAUUCAAUACUGUCUAAACUAUUCUUAUAUAGAAUUGGUAUUAUCGCUCUUUUUGAUUGCUGUUUUCGUCAACUCUGCAAUCUUGAUUGUUGCUGGUAGCACCUUAUAUGGUAAACCAGAUGCUGAAGAUGCAGACUUGUUAUCCAUAUAUGAGAUGUUAUCAUACUACAUAUCGCCAGCGGCAGGUUUGAUAUUUGCUUUAUCUAUGUUGUUUGCAGGUCAGAGUGCAGGUAUUGUGUGCACUAUGGCAGGUCAAAUUAUUUCAGAAGGUUUCAUUAACUGGACAAUUAAACCGUGGAUUAGACGUAUAAUAACCCGUAUUCUAGCCAUAAUUCCUGUGUUGGUCGUUAUUAUUAUAUUGGGACGUGAAGGGGUUUCUAAGAUAAUGAACUCAUCACAAGUUGUGUUGAGUUUUAUUCUACCAGUUGUUAGUGCUCCUUUGAUUUGGUUCACCUGUAAAAAGGAAUUUAUGGUUGUUUAUGACACAAGUGAUCUGAAUCAAACUGCUAACGAAAAUACUGGCCUUUUGAAUGCCGAUGAGCUGUAUACACAAUCUGUACAUGUUAAGAAGGUAACAUUUGAGAAUGGUCAUUUCUUGACUAUUGCUGCAAGCUUAACAUGGAUAAUUAUCACAUUUUUGAAUAUCUACUUGAUUUAUGCAUUUGCAAACGGUGCAGACAUAUAG